AGACAAGAAAGAAGCUUCUUUCUGGUCGGUUCAGCAAAAAAAGUCGUCACACACCUACCUCAUCAAAACGUGUCUGGUUUCAUGUUUAACCGUCAAAAAGUGAAAAAAAAAAUGUUCUGUCGGAUUCAAUUAAAUAAAUGAUUAAGAAGAAGAGCAGAAGGCUUUUUUGCUUGCUUGAACAUCUUUUCUUCGGAAAAAAACCGACAAAAUGUCAUUGAAGAUUAAUUUAAUUGAUAAAUUAUAUACAGUAUAUUAUUUUCUGGUUAUGACAUGUUCUAUAACGUUUUGAUACACACAAUAACAAUGGGAUUAGAGAGGGAGAAUACUUCCGACCACGACGCUGGCACUAUAGGAUUGGUAAUAAAAAAACUUUUGUAAUAAUCAAAGUUUUAAAAUGUAGUAAAAAAUCUCAAAUAAUUAAUUCAGUGAUUUGUGUUCAAAAUAAAAAAAAAUAAAAAAAUUAAUUCAGUGAUAAAUAAAAAGAAUUGAAAAUAUUUCACAAAAAAAUAGAGAGAAACAAAAAAGCUAGGUUCGCGCCCCCACCCAUGAUCAAAGUAAUCAAACCAAACAGCUCAGCUCAAAGGAGAGAUUGAUAGAAAGUCCCUACCCAUGAUUCAUUUCUUAAUAGCUGCACGUUCUUUCCUCAAAUCCAAAAUUCUUUUCAUUAAAAAGAGAACCUAACUCUCAAUGUGGGUCUAAGCUUAACAGAAUUUUUUUUUGCUUGAAUCAGCUAUCCAUGUAAAUUAAAUUAAGUAGUGGUCAAGACAAGCCAAUUUUCCGAUUAACCUAACAUCUCCGUCUGGUCGGGCGUGAUCUAUAUAGGAAAAAAUAUAGCCUCUGAUACUUGCUUCUUUUGCUAACUUAAAUGUUUCUUUCUAGUAAAAUUUACCUUUUCUUCUUUUCUUAUUGAGAUCUAGAGAGAGAGAGAAGGAUCACACAAACAUAAAGCUUCUCUCUGUCUCUGUUUCUUCUUGGAACUUGAAUGACAAGAACAAAAGAUAAACUGAAAUCAACAUACCAAUAACAAAACAAAACGUUUUGUUUUAGUGUGUGAUCAUAUAGAGGGGAAGAAGAUGCUGCAGAGAGCUGCGAGCAACGCGUACUCAUGGUGGUGGGCGAGUCAUAUCCGUACCAAACAAUCUAAAUGGCUCGAACAAAACCUUCAAGAUAUUGAAGAGAAGGUGCAAUACGUGUUGAAGCUAUUACAAGAAGACGGAGACUCAUUCGCCAAGCGUGCGGAGAUGUACUACAAGAAGAGACCAGAACUCAUAACCUUCGUCGAAGAAACUUUCAGAGCUUACAGAGCUUUAGCCGAGCGUUACGGCCACAUCUCCACCGAGCUUCAAAACGCCAACACCACCAUCGCCUCUGUGUUCCCCGACCAAGUCCCCACCUUCGCAAUCGACCACGACCACGAAGACGAAGAUGGAGAUCAGAAAGUCGAUAAAAGACAGAACCUCUCUGGUGCUAAUGCCCCCAACGCUCCAAAACUCCCUGACAAAGACUUGAAAGCCGCCGCCACCAAGAAGCUUCAGCAGAGGAAGUCCAUGAAGUACACAGGUGGUGCUACCAAUGUGGUUGUCAAGAGCUCGGGUCUGAGCAAGUCCGAGGCUAAAGAAGAGAUUGACAAGCUGCAGAAGGAGAUACUAUCGCUGCAGACGGAGAUGGAGUUUGUGAAGAGCUCUUACGAGAGAGGCUUGUCGAGCUACUGGGAGUUCGAGAAGAGCGUCAAGGAGAAGCAAGAGAGGAUCUGCUGUUUGCGAGACGAGUUCAGCGAGGGGGUUGUUGAGAUCGAGGACGAGGAAGCGAGGAGGCUGAUGACCGAGACAGCGGUCAAGUCCUGUAGGGAGAAGCUGAUGGAGCUGCGGGAGAGGCAGGAGAAGUCUUGCGGAGAAGCUGGAGAGGAGCGUGCGAAGUUAAAGGAGUCUAGAGAGAGGCUAAGGUCUAUGUCGAGUCGGCUUCUAGGUGAAGAAACUGUUGUAUUUGCUAAAGAGGAUGAUGAAGAGAUGGCUGAGAGAGUUGAUGAGCUUGUGAACAAAGUGAUUAGCUUGGAGGGUGCGGUUUCUUCGCAGAGUGCUUUGAUAGAGAGGAUGAGAAACGAGACGGACGGUCUCCAGACGCAGAUCAGUACUCUUGAAACCGAUAAGGCGGUGUUAGCAGAUGACAAGAGUGGUCUGAGGAUGAAGCUGAAGGAAAUGGAGGAGAGACUCGAAGCAGUGCAGGACUUGGAGAGGAAUGUUAUGGACAAGAGCAGCAAUCUUCAUAGAGAGUUUGAUGAAGUGUGUAGUAACCUCGAUGACCUCUCUACUGGGAAGUUGCACGAGGUGAAGGCGGAGAGCGAGUCUGAACAAACUCAACAUGUUGUGGAAUCUACUGAAAAAGUAUAUUCUGAGAAGAAAGAGUCUAUGCUUCUUGAUAAUGUUUUGGAGAAGCAAAUGUCUUUUAAAGGAUCUGAUAACACUUCCAAUAGCGAACCGGACUGGAAAGAGAUGUUCACCAAGGGAAUGGAGAACAGAGAGAAGCAUUUGCUGACGGAGUACACAACCAUUCUAAGGAGCUACAAGGACAUGAAGAAAACAUCGGACGAAACAGAAACAACGCUGAAGACAGAGAACGCAACAAAAGACGACGAGAUCAAGCUACUAAGAGAGAAAAUGAGCCUCCUCCUGCUGCAGAAGGAUCAUUCUAAUACCAAUGACUUGUCUGAAACCACCCGCUUGUCAAACGACGACUAUUCCAUCACGGCGGUGGAAAACGAGAACAUGUCCCUGGUCGAGGAACAGUUCAGGCUGAACAUCGACGAGCUACUAGAGGAGAAUCUUAACUUCUGGUUACGUUUCAGCACGGCGUUCGGACAGGUACAAAGCUACGACACGUCGAUAGAAGAUCUCCAAGGCGAGAUAUCGAAGCUGGAGGGAUGCAGCAGCACGGCUGUGAGAUCAGACGUUAGACCGCUUUACCUCCACUUACGGGAGAUAAACACAGACCUCGGCCUCUGGCUUGAGAAAGGCGCUGCGCUGAAAGAGGAGCUGAAAGCGAGGUUCGAGUCUCUAUGUAACAUUCAGGAAGAGAUCACUAAAGCGCUGAAGUCGAGCGCCGAAGACGACGACUUCAGGUUCACGAGCUACCAGGCUGCAAAGUUUCAAGGGGAGGUGUUGAACAUGAAGCAGGAGAACAACAAGGUGGCUGACGAGCUGCAGGCGGGGCUGGAUCGCAUCACGGUGCUUCAGAUGGAGGUUGACAGGACUCUAGGGAAGGUGAACGACGAGUUUGAUCUUUCGGGUUCGAAGAAGGGAUCGGAUCCUGGUGGUUUCCAGCAUUCGGAUAGUCGCUCGAGGGUACCGUUGAGGUCGUUUAUAUUUGGCUCUAAGCAGAAGAGAGCUAAGCCGUCUAUAUUCUCGUGCAUGCAUCCUUCACUGUAUAGAAAGAUGAAGGCUUCUACUUAGGUAAGUAAACAUACAGAUUCAUAAACUGUAACUUUUAUUCAGAUUCAUGGAGGAUUUGGUUUUGCGAGAUUGAAACAGUAGUUUUGUGUAUUGGCUUGUCGUUUUUGAGUAUUGUUAGAUUGUUCACAGCUUCUAACUGGAGGAAACAAGAGGAAUGUCUCUCCAGUUUCUUUGUAUGUCUCAGAACCAUUAAAAGAGAAACAGAGUUUGUGUGUGUUUUA
Messenger RNA from Brassica rapa (field mustard), 3667 nucleotides. RefSeq names its product protein NETWORKED 2D. The record is from RefSeq and is a predicted model, not a curated record. Gene Ontology annotation, molecular function: actin binding. Lineage: Eukaryota; Viridiplantae; Streptophyta; Magnoliopsida; Brassicales; Brassicaceae.